Molecule: messenger RNA, 3968 nt
Organism: Plutella xylostella (diamondback moth)
Lineage: Eukaryota; Metazoa; Arthropoda; Insecta; Lepidoptera; Plutellidae
Product: UDP-N-acetylglucosamine--peptide N-acetylglucosaminyltransferase 110 kDa subunit
Biological process (GO): protein O-linked glycosylation
Molecular function (GO): protein binding; protein O-acetylglucosaminyltransferase activity
Source: RefSeq, a predicted model, not a curated record
CCCGACUCCCGGCACUCCGCAACCCGCCGCCGCCCUCGUCGCCGCCGCCCGCCCGAUACACGCCCACACUAAUCGAUUAUAACGUCCUACCGCACAUGGACGUCAAAACUGCUCCACGUAAACAUCAGACUAAAAAGUUUUAACGUUCGGCUUAGUGUUAAUAUUCAGUACCGAGUCUAUCUACCAUUCUUCUUUAGGUAGUAGUGUUACGUGAUAUUUUUUGUCUUAAAGUCUGGUAACAAAGAAAUGAAAUACAUUCAUGAGCUUCGCGAACAGCUGAGCGUUGUUGUGAUAUCGCGGCCGAGCUUUUCUUGCGAGAUAUUUUUGUCCAUUUAUCUUGGUAAUAAUUAUGUUGGGGUAUGGUAAAUUUUUGUGAGAAUAAAACAAAGAAAAUCAGUGUUAUAAAAGAAAAAAUAGCGAAAUGCUAAAAGAUAAACAUAAUGUUUAAACGUAGACAAUUAUGACAGGUGUUAAUGAAUGUAGUUAGGAACAGAAUACUAUCCAAACCGGACGGGGAGUGAAGUCGGGGAGCAUCGCAUAAUAGUUACGCUCGUAUUAGAGUAAGAUACGAGCGUGUGUGAGUGAAGGUCGAACGUUACGACGCGGCCGCCCGUCGUAGACGCCGCGACGUCACAGUGGUGGACGCACCGACACCGUGCGCGUGCGCCGUGAGAUGUGACAACGCGCGCUUCCCGGUCCAUCAGUACAACCUCGCUCGAUCUGAGGACAUGUCCUUGCUAUGGAUUAUCAAUGCAUUAUCGUGUAUACCGUCAUCAAUAUAUCGCCACCUCGCCUCGCUGGACCAGCCGAAGAGUUAACGGGGGGAUGUAUCACAUGGUUCAAAAACAGAAUUAAAAGAGCUAUAGCCUUAUAUCUGGAAGCUAUAAAACUAACUCCAAACAAUGGGAUCAUGCAUGGAAACUUAGCAUGCAUGUAUUAUAAACAAGGGCUCCUCGACUUGGCGAUAAAAACGUACCGUAGAGCUAUAGAGCUCCAGCCUAAUUUUCCAGAUGCAUACUGUAAUCUUGCUAAUGCACUGAAAGAGAAGGGAAACGUGACGGAGGCGGAGCAGUGCUAUAAUGCAGCACUCUCAUUGUGCCCGUCACAUGUGGAUACACUCAACAAUCUUGGAAAUGUUAAGCGGGAACAAGGAAAUAUUAAAGAAGCAAUCAGACUCUACGAUAAGGCACUUGAAGUAUUUCCAAAUUUUGCAGCUGCUCAUAGUAAUUUAGCCUCAUUAUUUCAACAGCAAGGCAAGCUACCCGAAGCGCUCAUACAUUACAAACAAGCUAUAAAUAUUCAACCACGCUUUGCGGAUGCGUACAGUAAUAUGGGAAAUACGUUAAGAGAGAUGAAAGACGUUGCUGGCGCUCUUGUUUGUUUUAAAAAAGCUAUUCAGAUCAACCCAUCAUUUGCUGAUGCACAUUGUAAUUUAGGCAGCAUUUACAAGGAUGUCGGUAAUAUCACCAAGGCAAUACAAUCAUAUAAUGAUGCUUUAGCAUUAAAACCAGACUUUCCCGAUGCUUAUUGUAAUUUGGCUCACUGUUUACAAAUAAUCUGCGAUUGGGAUGACUACGAUGCAAGAAUGGAAAAUAUUGUAUGUAUAUUGGAAGAUCAGUUGAUACAUGAAAAGCUUCCAUCGAUUCAUCCACACCAUUCCAUGUUAUACCCGUUAACCAAUGCAACCAGAAAAGAAAUAGCCACUCGGCAUGCUAACUUAUAUUUAGACAAAAUAAGUAUGUUAAGUAGAGCAGUAUUUUUAUAUCCUCAAUUGUCAAGUGGGAGAUUGAAAAUCGGUUACGUGAGUAGUGACUUUGGUAAUCAUCCAACUUCACAUUUGAUGCAAUCAAUACCAGAAUUACAUGAUCGCUCAAAAGUUGAAACUUUUUUUUAUGCAUUAAAUCCAGAUGAUGGUACCUCAUUCCGUAGUAAAAUAGCCAUGGCAGCAGAACAUUUUUAUGAUUUAUCUUGUAUAACCUGUCCUGUCGAUGCAGCUAGAAAGAUAAACAGUGAUGGAAUUCAAAUUUUAAUCAAUAUGAAUGGCUAUACUAAAGGUGCCAGAAACGAAAUAUUUGCUUUGAAGCCGGCUCCUAUUCAGGUAAUGUGGCUUGGAUACCCUGGGACCAGUGGAUCCGAUUUUAUGGAUUAUAUUAUAACUGAUCCUAUUUCAUCGCCAUUAUCAGAAAUGAAUAAUUACAGCGAAAAAUUUGCUUACAUGCCAGAAACAUACUUUAUAGGAGAUCAUAAACAAAUGUUUCCGCAUUUAAUUGAAAAAUAUAUAGUGACUGAUAUAAAUGAGACCAAUACUAGCAAUUUGGCUGUUAUCAAUUGUAUAGAAGACAUAAGAGAUUUGAAGGUUAUUGAAUAUAAGAGAGCUUUGAAGGGAUCAAUCGAAUCGGAUCUGAUAGAAGUAAGCGUUAAAGAAAUAAACAUUCCAAGUAUUAAUACUGACACAUUUACGGAUGAUCGGCAAACACAGAUAUCUGUUGAUGGAGUUAUGAUUCAAAAUGGACUAUCAAUGGAUAAAAUAGACAAAUCAGUAGCCAACGGGGAAAAAAUAUUUGACAAUAUUGUAUUUACAUCAAGGAAACAAUAUGGUUUACCCAAUGACGCUGUUGUAUACUGCAAUUUUAACCAGUUAUAUAAAACAGAUCCGCGCACAAUGGAAAUGUGGGUCCACAUAUUGAAAGAAGUACCAAACAGUGUAUUGUGGUUGUUAAGUUUUCCAGAGGAAGGAGAGCCACAUAUUCAAAAAUAUGCUACCAUUUUAGGAUUACCUCCUGGAAGAAUAAAGUUUUCAAAAAUUGCCUGUAAGGAAGAACAUGUACGAAGGGGACAGAUCGCAGAUAUUUGUCUUGAUACUCCAUUAUGCAAUGGCCAUACGACUACCAUGGAUAUUUUGUGGGGUGGUACACCAGUUGUCACUUUGCCCGGUGAAACACUGGCUUCGAGAGUUGCAGCGUCUCAACUGUAUGCUUUAGGUUGCCCUGAAUUGAUAGCAAAUAGCCGGAAAGAAUAUCAAGAAUUGGCUAUAAAACUAGGCAAUAAUGUCGAAUAUCGACAAUACAUGCAAGCUAAGGUUUCAUUAGCAAGAAUGAAUAGCACACUAUUUGACUGCGAUAAAUACGUGAUAAAAAUGGAACGUCUCUACGAGAAGAUGUGGCAACGAUAUGAGCAAGGAGAAGCUACAGAUCAUAUUCAGACAUUAUAAAGCAUAAGAUAUACUUAAUUAUUUAACACAUGGAAACAAGGAAACCUAGUAAAAUUAAAAAAAUAAGAAUGACUCGAGUACAUUUAAUACAUUUAGGUUGGAAAUAAGACAAAUAUAUCCAACAAAAAGGUCUCCGUCCAGUAAAAUGUCCAUUUAUUAUUGAAAUCAGAGAGAGAGUUCGAAGUAGACUAAGAGUUUUUAAAUUACUUGCUUUUUCAAGUAGCACUUCUGCUAAUUCUUAAAUUUUCUAUCUUCUUCAGAUUUUAUCAUUCCUAAUAUCAUUAUAAACCAAUCAAUAAUUAUCACAUUUUUCUUCUUCAAUUCUCAUAUGAAUCUAUCACAGUCUGAUUAAAAUCCUACAGUGGUAGUUAUGUAAUUGGGUUAUUCACCUGCCAUUCCUACUGUAAUUUUUAAAUUUAAUUAGUUUUAACGUCUUUAAGUAGUUGAAGUGGAUAAUUUAUUGAAAUAGCAGCUUUUUCAUAGCUUUCAACUUCAAUUAGAUUUAAAGUAAUCGUGUACUUCCAUGACAUUACUGUCUUUGUCCCUUGUGUAUUGAAGUUAUUAAUAUGUACUAGUAAGUAUAUUUCAAGUUAUUCAGUGUUUUUAAUGUAAUAGUCUAUACUAUGUGCCUAAAACAAACAUAGAUUUGAUAAUAUUCUGUCUGUUCAAAAUUAAUGAGCUCACUGUUAAAGUUUUAACUAUUAAAAAAUAUAUACAAUCGUGUUUUAAAUAAAAUGUUUUAUAAGAAGUCAUGGGU